AUGCUCACACGACACGGAGUCAUCUCGUGGCUCGCCUUGUCGACUCUGGCAGCCGCCAACCCUCCAGCAGCACCACCAGCACAGCAGCAAUGUGAGCCACCCAAGACCGAGACGAUUGUCCACACCGUCCAUGAGAUCGUUCAUGUUCCCAAAACAAUCCACGAGACGGUCCACGUCACGUUACCGGGAGAAGUGAUGACAGUCCACGUGCCCGUCCCGACAACGAUACAUCAAAUCGAGACUGUCCACGUCACGGUGCCACCGCAAGUGGUGACGGAAACGAUACACAUCACGACCACAGUUACAAGCGAGCACAUCCGGACGGAACGGGUGGUCGAAACGAAAAAGGAGGUCCAGACUCUUCCUCCUCCUCCGCCGCUGCCGCCAGUCACACACGUCCAGACUCUAGUCCAUACAGUCAUUCACACGGUUCCUCCUCCGCCUCCCCAGAUUGUCAAGGAAACAGUCUAUAUCACACAGCCUCCUCAAGUCGUGAAGGAAACUAUACAUGUCACCCAACCGCCCCAGAUUAUUAAAGAAACGGUUCACGUCACCUUGCCUCCGCAAACGAUCCACGUCACACAGCCGCCUCAGAUCGUUCAGGAAACGGUCCAUGUCACACAGCCUCCUCAAGUCGUGAAGGAGACGAUCCACGUCACCCUACCUCCGCAGACAGUCCAUGUCACUGAGCCGCCUCAAAUCGUCAAGGAGACUAUACAUAUCACCCAACCGCCCCAGAUUAUCAAAGAAACGGUUCAUGUCACCUUGCCUCUCUUGCCUCCUCAAACAAUUCAUGUCACUCAACCUCCGCAGGUCGUAAAGGAGACCGUCCAAGUUACCCUUCCUCCCCAGACAAUCCACGUCACUCAGCCACCGCAAGUAAUCAAGGAGACUAUCCACAUUACUCAACCUCCUCAGAUUAUCAAGGAGACUCUGCCGCCCCAGAUCGUCAAGGAAACCGUUCAUGUCACUCUGCCUCCAGUCAAGGAGACAAUCCACGUGACCUUACCUCCGGUAAAGGAGAUCAUCCACGUCACUCAACCUCCGCAAGUUGUCAAGGAGACGAUUCACAUCACGCAGCCUCCCCAGAUCAUCAAGGAAACUCGUCCGCCUCAAGUCGUCAAGGAGACGGUGCACGUCACCCUCCCUCCCCAGGUGGUAAAGGAGACAAUUCAUGUCACUCUACCUCCCCAUAUCAUCAAGGAGACAGUUCACGUGACGCAGCCACCUCACAUUAUCAAAGAAACAAUCCACGUCCCUCAGCCUCCGCAGACUGUACACAUAACUCAACCUCCCCAACUCAUCCACGAAACGGUUCACAUCACCCAAACGGUCAGCCACUGCGUGGCAACAAUUGCGGUGCCGGUCAUAGGCCACCAACCCUCCCCAACUCCGGAAGCGCACCCAUCAGUAGCACCCGUGAUGCCACCGGCUCAUGAAGCCCCACCACCGAUCCACUCUAUGGCACCGGCGAACCCACACCAGCCCGCUCCUCCGGUCCAAACUCCACCGGCUGAGCACCCUGCGCCGGUUUCUCCCCCAGCUCACCAGGCGCCGCCUGCAGAAGCCAUGCCCGUUCAUACGCCUCCGGCUGAGGCUAUGCCGGUACACACACCUGUUGUGGCAUCUCCCGUUCAUGAAGCUCCGGCAGUUGCACCUCCGGCUCUCUUGGCGCCUCCCGCUGAGCCGGCGCCUCCUGCUCAUCAGAUACCUACGAUCGGGUUCACGCCGAUCAACCCUCCAGCUGAGGCGCCAGCAGCACCAGCUGAGGCGCCGGCACCGCCUGCUCACCCUAUGAAAAUGAGGUUCAUGGCCCGGAAGUAA
Messenger RNA from Colletotrichum orchidophilum, 1824 nucleotides. RefSeq lists its product as uncharacterized. NCBI's taxonomy places the organism in Eukaryota, Fungi, Ascomycota, Sordariomycetes, Glomerellales, Glomerellaceae. Gene Ontology annotation, biological process: actin filament polymerization. The transcript has a single exon. The record is from RefSeq and is a predicted model, not a curated record. Gene Ontology annotation, cellular component: cytoplasm; actin filament. Gene Ontology annotation, molecular function: actin binding; microtubule binding. The coding region runs from base 1 to 1824 and encodes 607 amino acids.